Myzus persicae (green peach aphid) is the source of this 857-nucleotide messenger RNA. RefSeq lists its product as uncharacterized. The coding region runs from base 26 to 856 and encodes 276 amino acids. NCBI's taxonomy places the organism in Eukaryota, Metazoa, Arthropoda, Insecta, Hemiptera, Aphididae. The record is from RefSeq and is a predicted model, not a curated record. The transcript has 3 exons.
UUAAUAUACUUUUAGAACCACGAAUAUGAAUGACACGGAAGACUUGGCAUUAUCUCUAGAUUUAAAUCAAAGCUGCAAUCUAGCAGAUGUGAAACUAGAAGGAAGACGAAUUGUGGACAUUAAUUAUAUAUUCAAUACAAUAAAAUCGUUUUCACAUCCAUUUGGGUGCACUUUUAAAAAUUUAAUUUUUACUCAUGAAAUACGUAAUGGAUGCAUAAGUUCAUUUUAUUUUAAAUGUAAUUUUUGCAAUCAAAUAGAGGUGAUACAUUCAGAAGAUCCUGCCAACAAAUUUAAUACCAAUUUAGCAAUUGUAUCAGCAGCAGUGAAUAUAGGACAAGGACAUGCGCAGAUAGAAGAAUUGGGAGCUAUCUUAAACAUGCCAGUUAUGUCUAAUGAUAAAUAUCAAUUAUUGCACAACGAAAUUGCUACGUACUUCAAUGAGAUAUCUUGGGAAGAAAUCGAACUAGCUGGUAAGGAAGAAGCAAAGAUUGCCAUACAAAAUAAUGAAGUUGAUGUCAGUGGUAGACCAAUGGUAGCAGUGAUUGCAGAUGGUGCUUGGUCUAAACGCUCUUACAAAACGAAAUACAAUGCACUUUCUGGAGUUGCCUGCAUAAUUGGAGCUAAAACAAAAAAAGUUUUAUUCAUUGGCGUAAGAAAUAAGUAUUGUUGUAUUUGCCAGAGAGCGUCUAAAAAUAAUAUAGAUCCUAAAGAACACCUUUGCUUCAAAAAUUGGAACUUGCCUUCAACCGCUAUGGAAGCAGAUAUUAUUGUAGAAGGUUUUAAAAGAAGUAUUGAUAUGCAUAAUCUGAUAUACUCUAAGCUUAUAGGUAUUUAUUUAAAUUGGAUUAUAUUUUAAU